Messenger RNA from Glycine soja, 438 nucleotides. RefSeq names its product glycine-rich protein DOT1-like. NCBI's taxonomy places the organism in Eukaryota, Viridiplantae, Streptophyta, Magnoliopsida, Fabales, Fabaceae. Bases 1 to 438 code for a protein of 145 amino acids. The transcript has a single exon. The record is from RefSeq and is a predicted model, not a curated record.
AUGUUUUCCAAGUUGCUUUUGCUUGCUUUUCUUGCUGCAAUUGCUAGCUGCCAGGCCAGAAAGCUUGGUGAUUUUGGUGAAGAGAAGCCAAUGAUUCACCAUAUGCAUGCCUAUGGUGGCGGCGGCAGUGGUGGGAAUGGUGUUUAUGGAGGUGGAUAUGGUCAUGGAGGAGGAGUUGGGGGUGGAAAUGGAGGAUUUGGAGGUGGAGGUGGAGGUGGUGGUGGUGGUGGUGGUGGAGGAAGUGGAUAUGGAGGAUUUGGUGGAGGUGUCGGUGGUGGUGGAAACGGAGGAUUUGGAGGUGGCGCUGGCGGUGGAUUUGGUGGUGGAAACGGAGGAUUUGGUGGUGGUGGGAAUGGAGGAUAUGGAGGUGGUGGGAUGGGCGACGGCGGAUAUGGAGGAGGCAUUGGUGGAGAAUUCAUGGAUCAGCUACGACCUUGA